CGUUACCAGAAAGACCGGCGUAUCAACGUUUCUAGCUUCACCUCUCAAUCAGACCCGUCAACGAGAAGUUGAGCAGAAUGGCGACUAUGUACACGAUUCCGACCGAGCCUCUCAAGGUGCCGACAUGCAACCCUCGACCAGGUCUAGCGCCCCUGGAGGUUGCACCCUCUAUGGUGACCUUCGACCCAGCUUCCAUUCCAGAACCCCAGCUUCAAGCUUUCAAAGACUGCCAGACACACACAACCAGCCUUCACUUCACUCCUGCCGCAUUUCCCCGCUGCGCUUCAACUCCCGGCCAAAUUGAACUUGUACCAGAUGGCUUGAAGGGGCGCGAGCGAAAGCAGUGGGUGGCGAAACAUGCGAUGGCGUUGGUCAAGGAGAAGAGGGCGCUGGAGAGGGAUUUGAGUCAGGGGCAGGGAAAGAUUGUGGAAGGGCCGGAGAGAGUCGUUGCGAAAAUUGGAUUGUGGAAUGCGGUUUUGAGGAUCAAGAGGAGAAAACGUGAUGGAGAGAAGCUGGAAGGUGUUGAGAAGUUGACCCUGGUUGUUACACAUGCGAAUGGGCUUCAUAAAGAGACUUGGGAAGUCCCGAUGAGGCGGCUCAUUGACCUCACUGAGCAGUCUGGUUCUCGUGUCCGGAUAGAAGAAAUCUGGGUGCUGGAAUGUGUAGAUCAUGGAGAUUCUGCUCUUGCCAAUGGGCCAAAUCAUCCCAGACUCGCUGACCGUUCGGACUAUGGAAGAGAUGUCGCCAACUUCUGUCUUCACUAUCUCCCGGACCGCGACGAGGCGCUUCCCAGGAUUUUGGUUAGAGUCGACGAUGCUGUUGCGCAGAGACGUAAACAGAGUGGGUUGGCUGCAGAAGGAAGGUCGCUGGUGGGAGUGGGACACUCCUUGGGCGGUGAUUCAAUGGUCCUGUGCGGAAUAAGCUACCCCGGUCUCUUCAAGUCGCUCGUCAUCAGCGAAACUACCAUCUUCCCUGUCAGCACCAACAACAAUGAUGCAGCUAUGGUCUAUGUCGGAGGCGCUCUCGGUCGAAGGGGAGCUUGGUCUUCCCGAGAGGAAGCACGCGCAGCACUGGGCAAGACGCCCAUGUACUCUGCUUGGCAACCGCAGGUCUUUGACUCGUACAUCUCUCAUGCACUUUAUGAAGAUAAGAUCAACGGAGGUGUUCGAUUGAAGUGCGGACCUGAAUCGGAAACUCGUCAAUUCAAUGAAUUCCUUUCGAUGAACGAGGCGUAUGAGAAGCUGCCUAUGUUGGAUGAGAAGGUGGCGUUGCAUUGGAUUAUGGGAGGCGACGAGAACGCGAGCGUCAUGGUCGGAGGUCCGGUUAUUGCGCAGAACACGGUGUGGAGGAGAAUCAACAACACGAGUAACGUUCGAGUGUCAGGUGGCGGUCACUUGGUGGUACAAGAGCGACCUAUGGAGUACGCCCAAGCGUUCUACGAGUUUUUGCAGAAGCAGCAUGGCGGUAAUGUGAAAGCAAGUUUCCUGAAACAGGGAUUAUUCAAGUUUUCAAUUUGGAAGGGCAUGCAGGAAGAAGCCAGUGACUCGUAUCGCAAGGCUUCCAUUCACUCCUCUGGGGAUUCUCGAGGGUUUGGAUUGUUUGUAGAACAAGGAUGGUAUAGGUGUCUGUUUGAAGUGCAGUCCAGCGUCGGAGGCUCGAAACUAGUCAGCUUGUUGGUAGCCAAUGAGGCUCACGAGUCGUUCCCUACGCUUGCUCUGCACUGGAUCAUGGGAGGCGAUGAUCCUGGUGGAGUGUCGAGGGGCCUCUCAUAUCGCAGAACGUUGUUUGGAGCGGAAGCGCUCCAUGCGUUUUUUGAAGGCGACGCACGGCAGUCGGAGGCGAUGGCGAAAGCAAAGCUUUGA
This is a messenger RNA of Coprinopsis cinerea okayama7#130, 1862 nucleotides long. RefSeq lists its product as hypothetical. Lineage: Eukaryota; Fungi; Basidiomycota; Agaricomycetes; Agaricales; Psathyrellaceae. Bases 78 to 1862 code for a protein of 594 amino acids. The record is from RefSeq and is a predicted model, not a curated record. The transcript has 13 exons.